AUGAACGAAUUUUCGGUCUUAUAUGACGAUGUUUGUCAACGUGUUUCACGAUCCCUUACGGAAGCACUAAAACCGUUUGACGGUAUCGAUACAGUUGCUACUCAUGGUGGAUAUAAUCCAGUGUAUUUAGAGGAAGUGGGGCGUCCUGUUGUCCCGCCAAUAACUUUGUCGUCUACUUUCCAACAGCUUUCUCCUGGUGUCGCAAAAUAUGACUAUUCUAGGUCUGGGAAUUUCUCUCGGGAGUGUUUGGAAAAGUGCAUAGCAUCUCUGGAAGACGGCCAUGACUGCUGUGUCUUUAGUUCUGGUCUUGCAGCCUUAGGAACUCUCAUUCAGGUCUUAUCAAGUGAUAACCACAUCGUUGCGUUCGAUGAUCUAUACGGAGGAAAUGGGCGAUAUCUGCGUCGACUUGCCUCGAAAUCUGGAAUAACAACUACUUUCGUUGACAUGCGUGACUUGAAUUCGUUUCAACAGGCGUUACAGAAAAACACUCGCUUAGUCCUUAUAGAAUCUCCAUCAAAUCCUUUAAUGCGUCUGGUCGAUAUAAGUGCUGUUGCGUCUAUCGCUCAUGAGUUUAACAAAGAAAUUAUUGUUGUUGUUGACAAUACUUUCAUGAGUUCUUAUUUUCAACGUCCACUUGAUCAUGGAGCAAAUGUUGUCUUACACUCUCUCACAAAGUAUAUGAAUGGUCAUUCUGAUGUAGUUAUGGGCGCGCUGGUUACACGUAAUCAGUCAGAACUACACAAGCAGCUAAGAUUCAUACAGUAUGCUGCAGGAGCUGUUCCGUCUCCAUUUGACUGCAUGUUAUGUCUUAGAGGAUUACGCACAUUACCAAUACGAAUGAAAGCGCACAUGCGAAAUGGACUUAUAGUGGCUAUGAUGCUUGAGAAACAUCCGCUAGUUGAAAGGGUUCUACAUCCAGGCUUAGAGUCAUUUCCUCAAAGGGAUAUUAUCGCAAAGCAGAUGCGUGGUUUUAGUGGUAUGAUAACUGUUUAUCUACGAUGUACUGGGGAACAAACAAAAACGUUUAUUACAAAUCUGAAGCUGUUUACGUUAGCCGAAAGUUUAGGGGGUUAUGAGAGCCUUAUUGAAAUUCCGUCCAUUAUGACACACGCAUCAGUCCCAGAGGAGGUUCGUGAGGUCAACGGGAUCACUGGGAAUAUGCUUCGCUUGUCAGUGGGACUAGAAGAUCCGAAAGACCUAUCACUCGACUUAUAUGAAGCUUUUGACAAAUUGAACCAGAAUUCCAAACCCAUAUAA
Schistosoma intercalatum is the source of this 1257-nucleotide messenger RNA. The record is from the annotation of a GenBank genome assembly. Lineage: Eukaryota; Metazoa; Platyhelminthes; Trematoda; Strigeidida; Schistosomatidae.